This is a messenger RNA of Ceratotherium simum simum (southern white rhinoceros), 1235 nucleotides long. RefSeq names its product single-strand-selective monofunctional uracil-DNA glycosylase 1 (gene SMUG1). Lineage: Eukaryota; Metazoa; Chordata; Mammalia; Perissodactyla; Rhinocerotidae. Gene Ontology annotation, biological process: base-excision repair. The record is from RefSeq and is a predicted model, not a curated record. Gene Ontology annotation, molecular function: single-strand selective uracil DNA N-glycosylase activity; oxidized pyrimidine nucleobase lesion DNA N-glycosylase activity.
AUGGCGCUCAUGGCCCAAUACAGCCCCGGCAGCCUGCUGAAACCAAAGGAAAACAAGCCAGCAGAACAUUUCCGGCGGAAGUGGCCUCGGCUACGCCAAUCCCCUUCCCUAAACAAAGUAGACUACGAUUCCCACUGUCCUCCGCGCCCGGGUGGGGGGGGUAAGGAACCGGAAACUGCGUGGGGAGCUGGACCAGGUGACAGUGACGUGGCUGUGCCCCAGGCUUUCCUGCUGUGGCCCCUCCAUAAGCCUGCAGGUGCCCUGAUGGAGCCCCAGUCCUGCCCUCGAAGCUUGGCUGAAGGCUUCCUGGAGGAGGAGCUUCGGCUCAAUGGUGAGCUGAGCCAACUGCAGUUUUCGGAGCCUGUGGGCAUCAUCUACAAUCCCGUGGAGUAUGCGUGGGAGCCACAUUGCAGCUACGUGACCCGCUACUGCCAGGGCCCCAAGGAAGUGCUCUUCCUGGGAAUGAACCCAGGACCCUUUGGCAUGGCCCAGACUGGGGUGCCCUUUGGGGAAGUGAAUAUAGUCCGGGACUGGUUGGGCAUUGGGGGGACUGUGCUGACCCCUCCCCAAGAGCACCCUAAGCGACCAGUGCUGGGGCUGGAGUGCCCACAGUCAGAGGUGAGCGGUGCCCGAUUCUGGGGCUUUUUCCGGAACCUCUGUGGACAGCCUGAGGUCUUCUUCCGUCACUGCUUUGUCCACAAUCUGUGUCCUCUGCUCCUCCUGGCUCCCAGUGGGCGCAACCUCACCCCUGCUGAGCUGCCUGCCAAGCAUCGAGAACAGCUUCUUGGGGUCUGUGAUGCGGCCCUCUGCCGGCAGGUGCAGCUGCUGGGGGUGCGGCUGGUGGUGGGAGUGGGGCGGGUGGCCGAGCAGCGUGCGCGGCGGGCUCUGGCAGGCCUGAUGCCCGAGGUCCAGGUUGAGGGGCUCCUGCACCCCUCGCCUCGCAGCCCACAGGCCAACAGGGGCUGGGAGGCAGUGGCCAAGGAGAGACUGAACGAGUUGGGGCUGCUGCCACUGCUAACAAAAUGAGUGCCCGUGGGGCACAGAGGACACAGUCAAGGCCCCAAGUCAUUCUUGGGCACGCAGAUCUACACACCUCCUGGACGAGCAGCAAGGUCCUCCUCAGCUCCCUGCUGACUGGGAUCACGUUCUUUGAUCAUUGGAACUGUCUUCGCACCUGCCCGGGUGGUCCUGACACUAAUCCUGCCUGCCCUUGAUUCCUGCUGUCUUCACCCUCU